AUGUUACUAUUUGCAAAAGCAUGCAUUCUUCUAAAUUUAAUUGGCAUAAAAACAGUUUUUUCAAAAAAUGAAGAAUUUUUAGAUCUUAUUGAUUAUUCUCCGCUACAUGAAGAUGAUUCAUUAUUUCCCCUUACACAUAGAAGUUCACUUUAUCAUGUUCGUUUAACAUAUCAAUUGCAGAAACUAGAACUUGAAAAUCUAUGGUACAAUUACAAACAUGAUUAUUAUUAUAUUGCAGCUAUGUUGGCUCCAGGUCAAUUACCUUAUUGUCAAAAUGACAUAAAUAAAAUAUGUACUAAUAUUAACAAUAUGAAUGAAAGAGUUCAAAGAAUUUGUACAUCUAAAACAAUAUGUAAUCAUGCAUACAAUGAAAUAAUGACAGGGAUAAAAAAAACAGCUCAAGAACUUUCAGACAAAAAAAUAAGUGAGCAUGAUAAGUGUAACAAACUACAAAUGAGGUGUUUUCUUUUCGAACACCAUGGUAUGUGGUAUCUUAAUGAAAAAUGUAAAGAACUUAAAGAACAUUGUUAUAAUAGAGUCCGUAUGGAAACAGCAAGAACACUUCUCUAUGAUAUUUUAAGAGGAACUUCAAAUGAUUCAAAGUCUUGCCUAGCAAGAUUAAAAAAUAUAUGCCAAUUACUUAAUCAACAGAGCCCUGAAUUAUUUACUUUAUGUAUAGAUUGUACCAGCGUUUGCAAUGAAUUUAUUUCAUAUUCUCAAGAAGAGUGUAAAAAAUUUGGGAUUCAAUUUUUAUCAAAACAUAAAACAAUAACACAAGAAAAUUGUGUAAAAUGGUUAGGAAUAUGUUAUUAUGCUAUUCCAGAUUGCCAAAGUCUCCACAGUCUAUGUCGUUUAUUCCGAAUGGAGUGUUCUGAAAAAGGCUUUUUCUAUAAUCUAAACAACCAUAAUUCUGAUCUUUUUAAAAAUCCAUCUACCGAUCUAGAUGAAACUGGUGUUCAGCAUAUCUAUGAAAAGUUGCGUGAUUUAGGUAUCCAUGUUACUGGAUUAGAAAAAUAUUCGGAAUUGCAUGUGACUAACUUUUUGGUUCAAGAAUAUUUAACUCAAGAAUACUAUCCAGGGUAUCCGCAAUGUAAAAAAAUAUUUGAUCAAAAAUGUUCAUCGAUACAAUAUUUAAAAUUAAUCAAAGACAUAUGCACUAAGAAUUCACGAAAUACAUAUAGUGCUUGUUAUAAUAUAUACCCUGGAACCAAAGACUAUUGCUACUCUCUCAAAAUUGAAUUUAAGAGUAAUAUCUGGUUUUGGUCAUAUCCGGAUCGCCCUCUUUCAAAAGAAAAAUGCAAAGAGUAUUUAUUAGUAUGUUAUUUUAUGCAUAAAGCUAUCACUUAUUGGCUAAGUUAUGACUUUUGCAAAGAUAUACGACUUGUUUGUUACCAGGCAGGUUUGGAAAGUGCAGCUAAUAUGGCUCUAAUAAAAAAAUUAAAUGGAAAAUUGGCAUUAGAAAAUGAUGCAGAAUCUUCAAGCAAUCAAAAUAAAUGCGAAAAAGCUCUUUUAAAGGAAUGCAAUCAAUUUAUGUACCAUAGUUACCAUGUACUAUAUAGAUGUUUACACCCGAAAGAGACAUGCAAAAAUUUGACAGUUUUUGUUGAUAAAGAGAACAAAAAUUUGAAUAUGGCUCUAAUAGAUGCUGUUGCAGUUCCUGACUAUGAUAAGUGUAAAAAAUAUAAAAAAGAAUGUCAUAAAUUGGGGUUUUAUUUUCAAUCUACUAAAAAUUUAUGCGAAAAACUUAAUACUACUUGUAAAAAUAUAGAUAAAAUGAUACUAUUAGGAAUAGAAAUACUUAAAAAAGGUUUAAAUUUUUAUAAUCAAUCUAUUUGUUUUAAACAUCUUACUGAUCAUUGCACACAAAAUAGUUCAUAUUCACAUACAAUCUGUCAUGAUAAAACGAAAACGUGCAAUCACAUACUCAAGCAUGUUUCAGCAUAUUGUACACAGCUCUCGCGAUAUUUGUCACAUUAUAAGGUUUUCAAUAACCAUAUAACUCAUAUCAGUCAUAGUCGUUGUGUUAGUUUCAAAUAUCACUGUAAAUUGCUUAAAGGCAGUUGUCCUGGAUCUUUAAACAACAUAUGUACUGAAAUUGAGGAAAAGUGUAAUAGUACUUCAACUCAAACUAACGAACUUAAUAAUUUAAUUAAGGAUUUUGGCGAAGAAAUAUCUAGUUAUGACAAAUGUUAUAAAAAAUUAACUCAAAAAUGUAAAAAUUUUACUAUGGAAAAAACAAUGAAUAUAUCAUGUGCUAACGUCAAUAAUACAUGCAAUCAUUUAGUGAAUCAUUUAAGGGAAAUCUGCGAUCAUCUUGCAUUAAAAUUUUUUAAACUUUUAUCUAUUAAUUUUAAUUCUACUACAGAAUGUCAAAAAAUAAUAUCUUCAUGUUCAUCUAUAGGAUCUUCUUGUAAUGGAAUUAACGACAAAAUUGCUCAUAUAUGUGAUAACAUUGUGACUAAAUGUAAUUUACCACCACAACCACCAAUCCCACCAGUACCGCCACCACCAAUACCUCCACCACCAGUACCACAACCACAGCCACCAAAACCACCACAACCACCGCCACCAAGACCACCACAACCACAUCCACAGCCACCAUCGCCACCACCACCACAUCCACAGCCACCAUCGCCACCACCACCACAUCCACAGCCACCACCACCACCAAAGCCAUCAAAACCAAAACCAAAACCGACAAAUUCAACUACAAGCUUAACUACAAGUUUACCGACUACAGAUUCAUCACCUGCAGCUCCGCCAACUACAUCAAGCUCACCGACUACACAUAUACCAACUACAGACACAUCGGAUAUAUACACGUCAAUUACAGGCACAUUGGAGACAAGUACAUUAGAUACAGACACAUUAAUUACAGAUACAUCUACAGACACAUCUACAGACACAUUUACAGAGACAUCUACAGACACAUCUAUAGACACAUCUACACAUGCAUCUACACGUACAUCUACAGACACAUCUACACGUACAUCUGCACGCACAUCUACACGCACAUCUAAAGAUACAUCGAUUACACGUUCAUCAACAUCCACACAUUCAAGACAUAAACCAACAAUAUCACCAAGUGACCAUGGAGAAGGCUAUGGACUCAAAGCACAGGGAUUACAAAUGAUAAAAUUGAUUUUGGAAAUUGUAGGAAUAAUAUUGGGACUAUGGAUAAUUAUUUAA
Pneumocystis jirovecii RU7 is the source of this 3189-nucleotide messenger RNA. RefSeq lists its product as uncharacterized. Lineage: Eukaryota; Fungi; Ascomycota; Pneumocystomycetes; Pneumocystales; Pneumocystaceae. Bases 1 to 3189 code for a protein of 1062 amino acids. The transcript is spliced from 2 exons. The record is from RefSeq and is a predicted model, not a curated record.